Messenger RNA from Stylophora pistillata, 1844 nucleotides. Its product is annotated as angiopoietin-related protein 7. Lineage: Eukaryota; Metazoa; Cnidaria; Anthozoa; Scleractinia; Pocilloporidae. The record is from RefSeq and is a predicted model, not a curated record.
UGCUUGGAAGAAAUAAUAAAGGAAAUCACUCAAGUUCGAUUUGAGGUUAACAUUCUCAUGGAGAACAAAACAUUGGCGAGAGCUAAGAACUGUGCUGAGCUGUACAAAUCCGGCCGAAGGAUCAGCGGUGUUUACGCAAUCGACCCAGAUGGUUUAGGUGCCUUUAAUGUGUAUUGUGACCAAACAACAGCCGGUGGGGGCUGGGCAGUGUUUCAGAGGAGACUAGAUGGCUCUUUUGAUUUUAACCGCACUUGGAACGACUACAAACAUGGCUUCGGUAACUUGGUCGGUGAAUUUUGGCUUGGCCUGGACAAGAUAAACCGCCUGACACGAAAUGAGACAUAUAACAAGCUUCGAGUAGAUCUGGGAGUAACUACUGACAAAACCGUUCACGCUGAGUAUGACUGGUUCGGGAUUGGGACCGAGAUGGCUAAGUAUCGGCUGUACAUUGGCAAUAUUACAAAUGCGACGGUUUUCUCUGAUUCCCUUAGUCCUCACAGAGAUUUCGCUUUUGGUACCUGGGAUAGAAAUUCAGCUGAUUGCGCUCAAAAAAGAGGCGGAGGCUGGUGGUAUGGCAACAAUAGUUAUUGUGCUAUUUUGUCGAAUCUCAACGGAAUUUAUCCGCGUUGUGGAAAUAAAACCAGGGCUGAUAUCCACUGGGGAAAAUUGGUUUCAAACAGUGCCGAGAGCAGUGCUCCCACAUCGACUGAAAUGAAAAUUAGAUCAGUGGACUUCUUUUAGAACUUUCAGACGAAUAAGUGAACACCCUAUUUCAGCUGUUUGCACGGACGUACCUGCGUACAUGGACGAUACGCACCUGGUCUAGAAAAUAUAUUUACUGGUAUAAAUAGUGUCACUGAUGAAUGCACUCUUGUUUAUUGUAGGCUUGUCAUAUCUUUGUACAUUUUCAUAUUUUCGAGAGAUCUACGUUUGAAUACAUGUAUCUAGUAAAGCAGUGAUCCUCGCAGAGAGGUACCGAAUUAAAGCAAUUGUUAAAAAGAAACCUGUGUCUGCCAGACACUAGUUGGGCGAUAUUACGGACUGAGGUACAAGGCACAGGGGAUGCACAUUCAAGUAUGUUGAGCGGUGAUCAUUGGACAGAGGAGGAUGAGAGCUGUAUGAUUGUAAUUCAUCAAAGAAUAUGUAUAAUACAAGCAAGCAUAAUCGGAACUGAAUAUUUCUAGGAAAGUGUUUUACAAAAAUUUGUUUUAAAGUUUCGUUAAGUAAGCCGUGUCGAGCAGUUCAAUUGAAAAGCACAACAUAUUUCAACUCCAGAAAAAACUAAGCCGCAAAUCAUUGUUCGACUUGAUGUCGAAUGUAAUGCGAGAUUGCAAUAUAUUGGCUUCGCUUUAUCAUGCUCUGUGAUUAAUGCAAAAAAAUUCCUGCCAUCCUUUCAGUAUAUGAGUUGGAAAACUGAAACCAGUUAUGUCGUGACCACUCUCGUCUUCUAGUACUUCAGACGAUUUACUUCUUAUUAAAUUACUUCCCGCAGGUUCCAUCUUAUAUUUUCCUUUGUUGUAAUCGGCUGUUUUGUAGUUUUUAAGUUUUGAUUUACGAAAAUCAAUCAAAAUGUACUUUUAUUAUUUUUUGGUUAUUUACAAACCUCACACGGCGUCUUAGGAACACCAUUGCGGAUCCAAAACGCUGUGGUUACGAUAUCGGAAAGCCAAACAGGAGCUACUCUCUUCAUUCUCUCCACUCGGUCUCUCCACAACUUAUCAAAGUUUAAUUCUUUGCCUUUUCCCUUUGUUUUGUUCUAUUUUUCUUUAAGAUCUUCCAAAUUCAUUUUUCUAAAGGCAGAUCUACUUCAACUAUCGGUCCCCAGUGUUGAUAGCGACUCAUCU